AAAUGAUACAAUUUUCUUUAGGGCAUGUAUAGGGUGCAAAAAGUGGAUGUAACACGAAAAUCUGCAAUAAAUACAGAUGGAUUUAAAAUGGCAGACACUGAUGACAAGAUCAAAUUAAGUGAUGCGCAGAGAGCUAAGAUAGAAAGAAACAGACAGAGGGCACUGUUGCUACGCCAAGCCAGACUCAGCAGCAGGCCGUACCCAGAACCCAAACUUUCAACUGUAAGGACUGAGAAAUCUAGUUCCAGUCGAGUAAUUGACACCGGAGCUGGGUUUCUGCUAGAAGAAGAUGAAGAAGAGGAGGCGUCCAAGCAAGUAACUAUAGUUCAUGAGCCAGGUCCUGUUUUAGGAGGCGACCGGGUCGUUUGUGUCGAAUGCAAUAAAGGAUUCCAAGAUUCGUUUAUUUACAGAACUUUUGAUCAUCAAGUGUGCGAUGAAUGCAAAGAUAAUGAGGACAAGCAUUCACUGAUUGCCAAGACUGAAGCGAAGCAGCUUUACCUUCUCAAAGAUGUAGACUUUGAUCGAAGGGAGCCAAUCUUGAAGCACUUGGUCAGGAAGAAUCCACACAACCCACGCUGGGGAGAGAUGAAACUGUACCUCAAGUUACAGGUUGAACAGAGAGCAUUUGAGAUCUGGGGUGACCAAGACAAAAUAGAAGAAGAAAAAGAGAAACGGGACGAAAAUAAAGAAAAGGCCAAACACAAGAAGUUUGACAAGAAGGUUAAAGAACUGAGACGAGCUGUGCGUACAAGUCUAUGGACGAAGGAAUUAGGAGGUCACGAGCAUGGUUACGGGGAAGAAACUUACGAUGAGGACUCCGAUAUGUAUUCAAAGACAUGCACAUCGUGCGGACACUGUCUCUCCUAUGAGAAAAUGUGAGCAUGGCAUGUGUAAAUCAUUGCUCUCAGUCUUCAGGGAGUAGGGUGUCGUGGCCUAGCAGAUCACCAAGCUCUGAUGUUUCUGUUCAGCAGAGUGUGGGUUCGAAUCCCGGUCAUGACACUUGUAUCCCCGAGCCAGACACUGAACUAUAAUUGCUUCUCUCCACCAAGGGGUAGAUGGGUACCUACGUGUGUAUGAGGGCUAAGAUGGUUCUGGUGGUCGAUUUAGCUGUAGUAGUGCAUAUUUGUUGCACAGGCUGUAUACUCCCCAGGGAGCUGAGAUGUUUAAGGAAUAAAAUGUAUGGUCCAGUGACCAGGGGUAAUGAUGGUGGAGCACUUUUAGAAGCCCUUCGGGUGUGAAAAGCGCAGUAUAAAAACAGAUUAUUGUUACAUGUAUAGAUAUUGUUAUUAUUCCAUUUAUGACGGCCGCAUGUUGUGCUGUGAGCUGAAGAGUGAGAGUUGCCGAAGGGCACAUGGAUGCUGCGUCAACAUUAUCUGAACUGAGUUGUUUGUUUAUGGGUAAAAACACUCUUCAUGGAGCAGGCCUUAACUUUGUUAUUGAAGGGGCGCAGCAAUUUUCUUCUGGUGAUGGGCAUUUCUAUAUGAGGGCACCUCUAUAUGAGGGCACCACAGCAAAAACACAAGGGUCGCCACAGCAAUUGCUGUGGGUGCUAUGGGUUACUUCCUGGCCAGAGCCCAAUUUUCAUAAAGCCUGUAAGCAGAAAUUACUGCUCCACAAAUUUUGCUUUGCUAAGCAAAAUAUUGAUUAGGGCACCAGCCAAAACAAUGUAAGCUUAAUGUUAUUUUGGCUGUUAAUCUGUUGCCGCUAAGCAAUACAGUACUAAGCAAGUUUUGGUGCCUACAGACUUUAUGAAAUUGGGCCCUGAUGUAUGUGUGUAUAUGGACCACUCUGCGUGGUACUUUGCGUGCAGGUCACGCACGGCCAUUUUAGACCGACAUCAAAUUUUGUACUGGUGUCAAAUGUGAUCCAUUAUGAAUUCA
Molecule: messenger RNA, 1880 nt
Organism: Asterias rubens (European starfish)
Lineage: Eukaryota; Metazoa; Echinodermata; Asteroidea; Forcipulatida; Asteriidae
Product: DNA repair protein complementing XP-A cells homolog
Exons: 7
Coding region: 25-879 (284 amino acids)
Biological process (GO): nucleotide-excision repair involved in interstrand cross-link repair; UV-damage excision repair; nucleotide-excision repair, DNA damage recognition
Cellular component (GO): nucleotide-excision repair factor 1 complex
Molecular function (GO): damaged DNA binding
Source: RefSeq, a predicted model, not a curated record